CCAAAUUUUGAGCUGCGGCUAAGGGGAAGGAGUGGCGAGCAGCGGUGACACAAGUUGGUGAUGGAAGAAGAGGAGAGGUGGAGCUCUCCUAACCGGCCUACGAACAUGACGGGCAACAUAAAGGGCUCCGACGCAAAAUCUCUUCUUACUAACCGAUGCCACUAUCUUGCUCAAGGAGUCGAUGAUGGUUAGAUCUGAUGGCCUCGAGGAGGCGGAGGGGUCGCCGGUGGCGACGACGUCGGCGGUGUAGUCGGGGAUUUCGAAGGAGACGGCGACGUGGGACUGGGCGGCGAGGAGGAUUUCAGUGCUGCACCGUCGCCAUUUGUGAAAGGCGGGAGAGGGGGAAUCAAAAGACGCAGCUGGUCUCAGAGAAGUUUCGUUUCUUGAGUUUAAUUGGGUGAGGAGAGGAG
Molecule: messenger RNA, 410 nt
Organism: Linum tenue
Lineage: Eukaryota; Viridiplantae; Streptophyta; Magnoliopsida; Malpighiales; Linaceae
Source: the annotation of a GenBank genome assembly